Drosophila teissieri is the source of this 333-nucleotide messenger RNA. Its product is annotated as metallothionein-2. Lineage: Eukaryota; Metazoa; Arthropoda; Insecta; Diptera; Drosophilidae. The transcript is spliced from 2 exons. Gene Ontology annotation, molecular function: metal ion binding. The record is from RefSeq and is a predicted model, not a curated record. The coding region runs from base 110 to 235 and encodes 41 amino acids.
UUGGACUGGAUCGGGUAUAAAGAGGAGAGUUUCCCAACCUGAAGGCAUCAACAAGUUUAAAAGCUUCGACUUGAAAACACCGCAACAAGCUAACCAAAAAACCAACAAGAUGCCUUGCCAGGGAUGUGGAAACAACUGUCGGUGCUCAGCCGGAAAGUGCGGCGGUAACUGCGCCGGAAACAGCCAAUGCCAAUGCGCCGCCAAGACGGGAGCCAAGUGCUGCCAGGCCAAGUGAUUGCCAACUACACUUGGAUUAGGUUAAUUAGUUUCUUAUAGUUGUUACAAAUCCCCGACUGACACUGAAUAAACCCUAUUAUAAUGUGGUUUUCCUAA